Dentiscutata heterogama is the source of this 971-nucleotide messenger RNA. NCBI's taxonomy places the organism in Eukaryota, Fungi, Glomeromycota, Glomeromycetes, Diversisporales, Gigasporaceae. The record is from the annotation of a GenBank genome assembly.
AUUUAAUUCCUGAAUACCUCAACUUUGUUAAAGGAAUAGUUGAUUCUGAAGAUUUACCACUCAACAUUUCUCGUGAAAUGCUUCAACAAAAUAAGAUUCUCAAAGUCAUCCGUAAAAAUAUAGUGAAGAAAUGUAUGGAGCUCUUUUUAGAGAUUGCUGAGGAUAAAGACAAUUUCUCAAAAUUCUACGAAGCUUUUUCCAAAAACAUAAAACUUGGUAUUCACGAAGAUUCUCAGAAUCGUGCCAAAUUAGCCGAAUUCCUUCGUUAUUAUUCAACAAGAUCAACCGAUGAACUUACCUCUCUCAAAGACUACGUAACACGUAUGCCUGAAAAACAAAAAGAUAUUUACUACAUUACCGGUGAAAAUCGUCAAGCUGUCGAGAACUCUCCAUUUGUUGAAGUAUUGAAAAAACGAGGGUAUGAAGUCUUGCUUAUGACUGACCCCAUUGAUGAAUACUCAGUUUCACAGCUUAAAGAAUAUGAUGGCAAGAAACUUGUAUUUAAAGAAAUUCUUGGUGAUAAAGUCGAAAAGGUUGUUGUAUCAAAUCGUAUUUCAGAAUCACCGUGUGUUCUUGUUACUGGCCAAUAUGGUUGGUCUGCCAACUUUGAACGUAUCAUGAAAGCUCAGGCAUUACGUGAUUCUAGUAUGGCUUCGUAUAUGGCUUCUAAAAAGAUUAUGGAAAUUAAUCCAGCUCAUCCAAUUAUUAAAUCACUCAAAUCUAAAGUCGAGACUGAUAAGAAUGAUAAGACUGUUAAAGAUCUUACAUGGCUUCUUUUCGAGACUUCACUUUUACAAUCUGGUUUUACCUUGGAAGAACCUUCAUCAUUUGCCGGUAGAAUUUUCAAGAUGAUCAAAUUAGGUCUUGAUAUUGGUGAGGAAGAGGAGGAUAUUAUGGAAACUGAAGAAGUAAUCGCUAAUACUGCUGAGUCAAGUACUGCGGAAGCUUCUCAGAUGGAAGAAGUUGAUUAA